Molecule: messenger RNA, 8936 nt
Organism: Glossina fuscipes
Lineage: Eukaryota; Metazoa; Arthropoda; Insecta; Diptera; Glossinidae
Gene: Khc-73
Product: kinesin-like protein KIF13A
Exons: 18
Coding region: 2499-8348 (1949 amino acids)
Biological process (GO): microtubule-based movement; cytoskeleton-dependent intracellular transport
Cellular component (GO): kinesin complex; microtubule
Molecular function (GO): microtubule binding; microtubule motor activity; ATP hydrolysis activity
Source: RefSeq, a predicted model, not a curated record
AAUAUUUUUACAAAACGUUGAAGUUCAUUAAUAAAAUUUAUUACAUUGUAGGAAUGGUCGGGCAUAUGGAAUAAGAAAAAGAUAUCCAUUAACAAGAACACGAGUUAAGCGCAAUCGAGGUGAAUUAAAAGUUUUUCAGAAUUAAAAAAGGAAAAAGUAUAUCUUCAAUAAAAAAUCGAUUUUGAAAAAUUCGGAAAGAAGUGUUUGUUCGUCUCUACAAAAAGUCGUUCAUCCGUGCCAUGUAUAUGUGUUCGACAUUGGAUGAACAAAAAAGUUGAUAGUAUACGAGAAAAAAAUGAAAUAAAAAGUUGCUAAGAAUAUUAGUAAAAGUGAAAAAAUAUAUGCAUACAUAUGUAAAGACGUCAUAAGUAUUAAUUAGCAUUAAUAUUCACUAACAAAGAUAAGAGUUCUAAGUACGGGUAUGAAUAAAGUAAAUUGUAUGUAAAAAGAGUAUGAGAAAAAUGCGAUGAAAUGAAAGAGAGAAAAACCUGUGUGAAACUACCGAAGUCUCGUAUGAAUCGUAAUUUAAAAAACUCUGAAUAAAUAAAUUCGAACAAAGAAAGAAAAAAAUAUAUUACUAAAGAAAAAUAUAAAAUAAAAGUUAUCCUUUGUCGUCUCCAAGGUCUCAAACACCUUGUUGAGUAACUUAAUCAUUGUUAAUGUUAAUGCAUGUACGUGUGUGUGCGUGUGGUGUAUGUCGCAAUAGUUAAAACUAUUUACAGGUACAAGCGACGAAUUAUUCCAUAAUAUGAGAUAUUGACACCCGACUCGGUGCGACGGUAUGCUAAGUUUUUCAUUCCGAUUGCUUCUAUCUUCGUAAGCUUAAGAUAUUGCGUCAAUUCAGCCCCGAUUUUGCUUUCAAUAUGUUCAAAAUCACUUAAUUGAAAAGAGGUUAUUAUACUCAGUGAUGAUAAAUUGCACAAAAAGCCUACAUUUGAAAGGGUCGUGAGUUGUAGUCAAAGCAUUAAAAAAAGGAAAAACUAAUUUCGUUUUCUUACUCUUUUAGUAGAAUGAGCCAAAUUUCGCAUAAACUAAUGUAAUGUAUGUCGCUUUUUGUCACCUUCUUCAUAACAAAGAGUUUGUGUUUGAUUUUUUCUAUUUACGCCUCAAUCCAAAGAGAAAUAAAUGUAUUACAUCGAAGACACUCUACGUAUGCUUACACACAUACAUAGGCAUAUGCUGCAACCUUUGGAGUUUUAUGCCAAAGUAUUCGCCUGAGUAGCCGAGUAAGAUAAGGAUCUCUACUAACAACUUAAUAUGGUCGUGCGUUCAAAUCUCAAGUGCGGUAGAGUUUUCAACAAAAGUCGAUAGCCUGAGAUGCUUGCGCUUUAAGACUUUAGACAUUGAAUAUAUUUCUCUGACUAAAUUGGUUAUAAUAACGGUAAUGAGGACCUGAACUUCAAAUGAUUGCGAAACAUUGAUGCCUUUAUUUACUAUUCUUAUCAGUGAUGGAUUAGCAUUCUGCUUAAGUCAAUCAGAAUUAUAUGUAAAGUGUGAAUAUACAUGUUUGUCUCAAUUUUCGAAGUAUUAUAAAAACUUGACCUUCGCAAGCUGACGCUUGCCACAGUCGAUUGUUGAUUGUAACACAUUGCUGUUUUAAAUAGAAUGUCAACAAGAUUUCAAGAAAUAUUUCCAUAGAAUCACAGGGAACUAUUCCAUACAUACAUAUCCUAAAACUCAUUUCAGCACUAAUUCGUAAUUUUCACCCGUCUUCAGGUUUAUGAUCGAAUACAAAAGUUUUUCAUCAAUUCCAUUGAAUUUCGUAAGGUAUACCUCUGUUUCCAGCUUUGCAUGUGUGGUUUUUAUUUAAGUAGAGACCAGUAUAUGUAAAUGUAAUGUAACAGCGGAAUAUUAUGACAAACAGAUAAAGUAACGCGUUAACGUUACGAAGGCAAAGAAAGUAAGGGAUUUGUUAUUUAAAAAAAAUGGUUUCUAUUAAUUGACUGCUGUCUGUUUAUAUAGGUGUCUGAAUCAUUUGGUUACAUGCGAAACACACACUCAUUCUUAGCCCACACUAGACUUUAAUACUUCGCCUGUUAUGUAGUUAAAAAAGUAACAACAAUUUCCAGCGAUAUAAGCAGAGCAUAUGAAAUCAUAAACGAAUACCUGUACUCAAAUGUACACCUAGAACUGUGAUAUAAUUUUCCUUUCUACUCGUUCAACCUGAACUCAAAAUAUUGCUUCGUAAGCUUAUCCGUCAACUAAAUCGCAAAACAUUGCAUUUAAUGUCGUAUAAGAAAAGUAAUCGCCUGACAAACCGUCUUAUAUCAUACACCAUUACACACACGCAUAUAUAUGCAUUCAGAUAGAGUGAGUUGGACCGUUGAUUUGGUUAUUUUUAUUUGCAUUUUUUUGAAAUACUUAUAUACAGAAAGUGUAAUUGUGUAUACAUGUGUUUAUUGGUAUUAAUGCCCUGUCGACCACUAUAAACCAACAGCUUUGCAAAUUGUAUUUGCAUCUCACCGCUAACGGCUGUACAAACUACAAAAGCUCCCAAAAUGUCAACGGAUAAAAUCAAAGUUGCUGUCAGGGUACGACCCUUCAACCGGCGUGAAAUUGAACUCGACACAAAAUGUAUAGUGGAGAUGGAGAAGCAACAAACCAUUCUACACAAUCCACCCGCAUUGGACAAGCUGGAAAGGAAACCUCCUAAGACAUUUGCAUUUGAUCAUUGCUUUUAUUCAAUCAAUUGUGAUGAUGAAAACUUUGCUUCGCAAGAGACCGUAUUUGAUUGCGUUGGUCGUGAUAUACUUGAUAAUGCAUUCCAGGGUUAUAAUGCCUGCAUUUUUGCCUAUGGCCAAACGGGUUCUGGUAAAUCGUACACAAUGAUGGGAACUCAAGAGUAUAAAGGUAUCAUUCCACGUUUGUGUGAUAAUCUAUUUUUGGCUAUUGCUAAUAAAAGCUCACAGGAUCUCAUGUACAAGGUUGAAGUAUCGUAUAUGGAAAUUUAUAAUGAGAAAGUUCACGAUCUGUUAGAUCCAAAGCCAAAUAAGCAAUCGUUAAAAGUUCGCGAGCACAACGUUUUAGGUCCAUACGUUGACGGAUUGUCUCAGUUAGCCGUCACUUCAUAUCAGGAUAUUGACAAUCUUAUGACUGAAGGCAAUAAAUCGCGCACAGUAGCUGCUACUAACAUGAACGCUGAGUCCUCUAGAUCACAUGCAGUUUUUUCUGUGGUACUUACACAAAUAUUAACUGAUCAAAGUACCGGAGUAUCGGGCGAGAAAGUAUCGCGUAUGUCUUUAGUUGAUUUGGCAGGUUCUGAGAGAGCCGUCAAAACCGGUGCUGUAGGUGAACGUCUAAAAGAGGGGUCCAAUAUUAACAAAUCGCUCACAACUCUAGGUUUAGUUAUCUCGAAAUUGGCUGAUCAAUCGAAUAGUAAAAAACAUUGCAACGACAAGUUUGUUCCUUAUCGCGAUUCGGUUUUAACAUGGCUAUUGAAAGACAACUUAGGAGGCAAUUCAAGAACUGUUAUGGUGGCCACAAUUUCGCCCUCGGCCGAUAACUAUGAGGAGACCUUGUCUACGCUUCGCUAUGCUGAUCGCGCUAAACGUAUUGUCAAUCAUGCCGUCGUUAAUGAAGAUCCCAAUGCUCGGAUUAUACGGGAAUUGCGGCUCGAGGUGGAAACUCUACGGAAUAUGCUCAAACAUGCGACUGGUUCCCCGGUGGGCGAUAUACAACGUGUUGACAUACACGAUAAACUCGCCGAGAGUGAGAAUCUUAUGAAACAAAUUUCCCAAACUUGGGAGGAAAAGCUGGUUAAAACUGAACGCAUACAAAAUGAACGCCAGCAAGCUUUGGAGAAGAUGGGCAUAAGUGUACAAGCCAGCGGUAUUAUGGUUGAAAAAAACAAAUAUUAUUUAGUCAAUUUAAAUGCAGAUCCGUCCUUGAAUGAGUUGUUAGUUUAUUAUCUUAAGGAACGCACAUUGAUCGGUGGCCACACCUUAUCCGGUCCACAGCCCGAUAUACAAUUGUCGGGCUUAGGCAUUCAGCCAGAGCACUGUGUUAUCAUCAUUGAGGAAGGCGGCCUCUUAAUGGAACCAUUUACGGGAGCAAGAUGUUUUAUUAACGGUUCAGCUGUUAUUGAAAAGACCCCACUCCACAACGGUGACCGAAUCCUAUGGGGUAAUCAUCAUUUUUUCCGUGUUAACUGUCCCAAAUCAAAUGCAAACAUGAAUUCUGAGCCUCAGACUCCGGCUCAAUUAAUAGAUUACAAUUUUGCUCGAGAUGAAAUUAUGCAGAAUGAGUUGAGCAAUGAUCCCAUACAAACUGCUAUAGCCAGACUUGAACGUCAACAUGAAGAAGAUAAACAAGUUGCUCUCGAAAAGCAAAGACAAGAGUACGAAAGACAAUUUCAACAAUUACGCAAUAUUUUGUCACCAAGCACACCGUACGCCCCUUAUACACCUUACGAUCCUUUACGAUUGGGUAAAAUCACACCUAAUACACCUACUUCACAAAUGCGGGUCGAAAAAUGGGCUCAAGAACGUGACGAAAUGUUUAAACGCUCGUUAGGUCAAUUGAAAAACGAUAUCAUGAGAGCUAAUGCCUUAGUGCAGGAAGCCAACUUUCUUGCCGAAGAGAUGGAAAAAAAAACGAAAUUCUCAGUCACUCUUCAAAUACCACCAGCCAAUCUUAGCCCAAAUAGACGGCGAGGAGCUUUUGUAAGCGAGCCGGCUAUUUUAGUUAAGCGCACCAAUUCUGGCAGUCAAAUAUGGAGUAUGGAAAAGUUAGAGAAUAAACUAAUCGAUAUGCGUGAAAUGUAUCAAGAGCACAAGGAACAUAUACUGAAUGGUUUGCCUCUUAUUGAGGCUUUCCCAGAUGAAGAUGAUUCUGAUGAGGAAAACGAAAAUGCAAAGUUUUCGGAUCCAUUCUAUGAAACGCAAGAGAAUCAUAAUUUGAUUGGUGUGGCAAACAUUUUUUUAGAAGUUUUAUUCCAUGACGUUAAAUUGGACUACCACACUCCGAUCAUAAGUCAACAAGGUGAAGUCGCUGGACGACUUCAAGUUGAAAUUCAACGCAUUGCUGGACAAAUGCCGCAAGAUCGUAUGUGCGAGUCGAUUUCAGAGUCCUCAUCGGAUUCUCGUGAUGAUUACGAUGACACAACCGAUCCCAUUGCCAAUCAAAUAACUUGUCGCGUUUCUAUUAAGUGCGCGUCUGGCCUGCCGCUAUCUCUAUCGAACUUCGUAUUCUGUCAGUACACUUUUUGGGGUCAUCAAGAGACCGUCGUGCCUGUAAUAAAUGCCGAGACCACAACUCGUGACCAAAAUAUGGUAUUUAAGUUUAGUCACAGCAAAGAUUUUACCGUAACCAUGAAUGAAGAAUUUCUUGAGCACUGCAUUGAGGGAGCUCUUUCUAUUGAAGUUUGGGGCCAUCGAAGCGCCGGUUUUUCCAAAUCUAAAGGCUGGGAAGUUGAACAACAGCAGGCCAAAGCACGUUCCCUUAUGGAUCGUUGGGCCGAAUUGUCGCGAAAAAUAGAAUUAUGGGUUGAAAUUCAUGAGCUGAACGACAAUGGUGAAUAUUCGCCAGUUGAAGUUACUAAUCGUAGCGAAGUACUCACAGGUGGCAUUUAUCAGCUACGUCAAGGACAGCAACGUCGCGUUCAUGUGCGCGUGAAACCAGUACAAAAUUCAGGAACUUUACCAAUCAUAUGCCAGUCCAUUGUCAAUAUUGCUAUUGGCAGUGUAACAGUCCGUUCACGUUUACAGAGGGCUUUAGAUUCAUAUCAAGAAGAGGAUCUUACUGUAUUGAGAGAGAAAUGGAGCGAAGCGCUGGGUAGACGGCGACAGUACCUGGAUCAGCAAAUUCAUAAGCUAAUCAAAAAAGAAGAGAAAAGUGAGGAGGAACGUGAACGUGAACUCAGUUUAGUUCAUCAGUGGGUGUCCUUAACCGAAGAGCGCAAUGCCGUCUUAGUACCGGCACCGGGCACUGGAAUACCUGGCGCUCCCGCCUCUUGGGAUCCGCCAGCUGGUAUGGAACCUCACGUGCCAGUGCUAUUUCUCAAUUUGAAUGCAGACGAUCUUUCGGCUCAAAAUACUAACGAUGAAUUUUCCAUUGCCGGUCUCAACUCUAUACUUUCCAAAGAACAUGGUCAUAAAUUUUAUACCUUACAAAUUUUACAACAUUUCGACAAAGAUGUUUGCGCCGUAGCAAGCUGGGAUUCAUCGAUGCAUGAUAGCCCAGCAUUAAAUCGCGUCACGGAGGCCAAUGAACGCGUAUACUUGAUUUUACGUACAACUGUGAGGCUGUCACAUCCAGCUCCCAUGGAUUUGGUUUUGCGCAAACGUUUAUGCAUUAAUAUCAAAAAGGGACAAAGUAUCACUGAUCGAUUAAAAAAGUUCCGCUUAGUACGCAUUGAGAAUGCUAUUUCUAAUACAGGCGUCACCUAUGAAGUAGUUUCCAAUAUCCCAAAGGCGUCUGAAGAGUUGGAAGAUCGUGAGUCUCUUGCUCAACUUGCCGCCAGCGGUGAUGAUUGUUCAACUUGUGAUGGUGAAACAUACAUAGAGAAAUACACUCGUGGCGUAUCCGCUGUCGAGAGCAUUCUGACAUUAGAUCGUUUGCGUCAAAAUGUAGCCGUUAAGGAGUUGGAAACUGCUCACGGACAACCAUUGUCUAUGCGUAAAACUGUUAGUGUACCUAACUUUUCACAGGCGGUUAAAGAAGCACCAAAUCCUGGAAGUAUUAUGCGUUUGGAUGCUUCUAUGGAAUCUUUGCUCAAUGCUGGACGUUCAGAAUCAUUUGUGGAUUUGAAUCAGCCACUUUCCACGAAAUUCCUACCGCACUCAGUUCAAGCAAGUCCAGGAAUAAGAGAUUUUGGUGUUCGCAGUCGUCACAGUUUCGGCGGAAAAGCGUCCAAUGAUGAUUCUCCGGGUAAACCGUUCGGUAUCGCUUCUCCAGCUACGGGCAAACUGAUGAGUAUGCGUAUGACGACAUUACAUGAAGAGCCGUUCGGUGGGCAUCGCUCGUUAGCGGAAGAAGCCGAAGAUAGUUAUAGUGAUUCAGAGUACGUGAAUGGCUAUGGGCAAGAGCGUGCACAAAGUAACAAUAUCAGCACCAAUAAUUACCAGAAUCGUUCGCGUCUUACUUCUUCCAAGACCAUGGAUUCAUUCAUGGAUGUGAGUACACACACGAAUUAUGGAUGCUUGAACUAUGCAAGUACAACGAAUGCCGCUGCGAAACAGCUAACUGGCUUAGCUACACCUAGCAUGAGUUCGUCAACAUCGAGCGGCUACGGUUCACAGGCGGUGUCUUGUACAAACUUAUCGAACGACGAUUUGGUUUCGAUGCGAUCCAUGAACAUUGAAGAGGCUCAAGAUUACGAUCAAGUUAACUCCAAUUCACCGCCCAAUCGUUCGGCUACACGUAUUAAUCCUUUCCUUAAGGAUAUGACAAAACAUGUAAACAAUCACAAAGAAACGAUUUUAAAUCUUUUCGAGCUCCAGGAGGCUGGCUCUCAAAAUUCCCAACUUAUUGAUGCUAACAAACAAAUGCCACAACAAAUCGAUAGCAAUGAUUCUGCCAAGUCAAUAAAAGACGCUAUCAGCGUUACCAAUCAUAUCGAAGAGUCGAACAUCAUCGUGAACGAAAAAAAAGGUCAAAAGAUAAUUGAAUUGCAAUCAACGGUAACCGCAAAUAAAAAUAAACCAAAAACUACAAGCAAUAAUAACAAUGAUGUUGAUACCGCGACAUCUGCUACUGCACUUAGUCAGUUAAUUCCCAGUAAUGGUAACAAUAGCAAGGCAGACAAUCGAAAUGGUAACGAAACUUUCGAUGAGCGGAAGACCGGGCCUCAAAAAGUAACUCAACCGAACAGUAAAAUUCUUAGACGGAAAAAAUCAAAUCAAAACAACGGUAAUACUGUGACGGGUACAAUGUACAAUAGCGACCAUAAUAGCAAUAAGACAAAUUCAAUACAAAGCGAAUCAAUACUAAUUUCUUCUAAUGGCCGCCUUAACAUGUCCAAUAGCUUGGAAAACGAAGACGACAACAAAUUUACAGAAAUAAAUUUACCUAGUUGGGUGGUAGUAGGUGAAUCGGUUCUUAUACGACCCUAUAAUACCAGUGGCUUGAUCGCUUACGUUGGCACAACGCACUUCCAGCCUGGUCUAUGGAUCGGAGUCGAACUUGAUACACCUACUGGCAAAAAUGAUGGCACUGUACAAGGCAUACAAUAUUUUCAAUGCAAGGCAAAGCAUGGAAUAUUUGUACGAUCCGAUAAGCUGAUCCUAGACAAGCGCGGCAAAGCAAUGCGAGCCUAUAAAGCUGAACAAAAACAAAGCAAAGCUGAGACUAAUUUAACCCGUCCUAAAAGCCGAUACGAAACCUUAAGCAAUUCCGACAAUCGUAAAUGAUUGUAUCCGAAAUGUUCGCAUCAAAAAGAACGCUUGGUGGCGAGUUGUCGAAAACCCACACUAAUUAGGGCAGCAACUACUACUGCUCCGACGACUGACGCCACAGUAACGCCAACUGCUGAUUUCCCAAUCAAAAUGAAACAAUCGCCUCAUCUAUGCUCCACGAUCGGGUACAGUAGUGAAUUUUCGGUUGCUACGAAGGAAAUUAAAACGGCAUCGGUUACCCCAAUACGUUGCCAUGAUGCGAACAUUAAUUAUAAAAAACUAAAUCGACGCUCAACAGCAUUUUAACUAAAAAACAAUUAUGUAAAGCAAUAAAAAUGAGGUAGUGUAGCGUCAUUAAAAAACCAGCAAUAUAACAAACGAUUAGAAUACGAAUAUCAGUAGAAAAUGCAUUAUUUUCAUGUAUUCAUUAAGUUUAAAAAUUACGCAUAUACUUGAUCCGCUUAUAAGCUAAAUAUAAUUACUCCUCCACUCUUCACAUGCAGUACACAGUAACAUAACAAGUUCGUUUUUUUCCCUAUAUACCGCCUUGUAGUUAUUUAUACAUACCAUAUAUAAUUUUUUUUUUUGUUUUCAUUUUAAGGA